Prorocentrum cordatum is the source of this 1446-nucleotide messenger RNA. Lineage: Eukaryota; Dinophyceae; Prorocentrales; Prorocentraceae. The record is from the annotation of a GenBank genome assembly.
CGCACAUUCAGCUUUCUCCGUCCUACCCGACCCCGCACCAGUGUGCAGGCUUCGUGUGCGGCCUUCAGCGGGGCCAUUUUGCGCAGGCCCAUGCGACAGAGUAAGGGGAAGAAAGCGCACACAAGAUGCACUGGCUGCGGCUACCUAUGGACGAUGAAAGGCAAGACGAACUGCUUCCGCUGCCAGAAGAAGCCCCUCGAGCUGACUCUGGCGCCCUGGGCCCGUGAUCUCCAGGGCGCGUGGGCUGGCCGCAAACAAGGGCACGAUGCCACCGACGCCGGCGGCUGGGCCGGGCAGUCGAAAUCGCCCAAGUCGCGGCGCAGGCGUCGCCCUGAUGCGACGGCGGCGCCGGCUCUUCCGCAGCCCCACGGCCGAAGCGGCCUUGGCAGCGCUCAAGACCUCGUCGCCCCCAGCAGCCCGCCAAGCCUGAGAACCCGAUCCAGCACUACCAACGCAUGGCUGCGGCGCAAUGCAAGGCGCAGGCUGCCGUGGACAAGGCGAUGGAGUCCGAGAAGAAGGCCCUGCAGUGGCUCGUCGAGCAGCAGGCCUCCGAGGACGCCGCCGUGCAGCUGGCGAAGGCCCAGGAGAGCACCGAGCGCGCGCCGGCUGCCGUCCUGGGCCCGUGGGACAGCGGCCGAGCGCCCCGCCCGAGCCUGCACCGCCCUCGGCUGCAGCGUUCAACCUCACCAUGCUGCCGGAGCCCACUGACAACUUGCACAUCGAGGCGGGGCCUGCUUUUGGUUUCUCGGGCAAGGAGGCCGAGCACAGUGACAAGGAGGCCACCGAGGCCCUUCAGGCCAGGUUCGCCAUCGAGGUCCACGCCAAGGUCAAGGACAUCUUCGGCGACACGGCAGGCAACCUCCACGCCAUCCGCACGGAGGCCGAGGCCGAGCGCAGCCGCCUCAAGCCGAAGCGCCGCAGGCACAAGCCCCCUCCAACGGAGGGUCACAGUUUGGCACAUUUGCUGGCCAGAACACAUGUUGCACACCGUGCAAGUACCCCGCGCGCAGGAACGGCAAGUGCUCCAAAGGUGCAGGGUGUAAUUUCUGCCACGUUUGCUCUCUCCGUCUACUUGGGGGUAACGCAGAGCAGCUCAAUGCAAAAAAGGGCCUCUGCUCUGGAAACACAAGUCCUGACAGCACGCACGCCAAGCCCAGUGCCCAAGCUGAAUUCCACGAUGCUGUAUCUAAAAACGCUGUGUCGCUUUAAUACAUGGCUUGCGCGCGCGAGAGAGGCAUCAUGUUGCCAAACCUACGAGCAUGUAUUACGAUUCCAAUGCAUUCCUGCACCCUCGCCGGGAUCUCGUUCUCCUACUCUGCGGCCGUGUUUUUGCGGAGUGCUUGCACGAUAACCAAUCCUUACCAGUGUCCGUGCAGAACGCGAGCCCUGGAUAAUUCCGCGCUCGGCAAGAGUACCUCGCCGCUGGCCUUUCUCCAGGGAGGGACG